UGGGCUACGUUGUAAGAAUAGACAGCCACAAGAUUUGACACUCUGGGAAUGGGAUCACUAAUAAGAACCAAGAAAAACUUUCGAUUCUUUCGAGUUUUCCCACUCCAAAGACUUCUCUUCAUCCAAAGGGAAUAACUCUACAUGCAGCUAAAUGGAAGAGGGAUACGACCUGAUUUUAAAGAAAAUCACAAAUGAGAUAAAAGUAGGAAGAAAUCUUCCAAUAUAGGCUACAGCAGGUUUUUAUUUUGUUAUAAGCUAUCACAUGUAGGCUGUUUAUUAUUUAAUUAAUUUUGGUUUAAUCUUGUGGCCUUUAUUAGAAAACGAAAUGUAACAUGCCUGUUAAGUUAGCCUAAUCAAUGUUUCAUCGGAUUAUCAAAUGAAAAGAAUCAUAUUCUAUUUCAUUUGGAAUUUCUUAUAGCCCAGAAUUAGACAAUUUGACAAAUUACAACAAUAUCCGCUUUUUUCUUAAUCAAAGUAAAAGAUAAGCCAGUGAGGACUUUAGACUAGAUGCAGAACAUCUCAAAAAACAGCCUAGUGUUGAAGCGACGCAAGUCUUUUGUGUCAGAAUAGCCUACUCUGAUUUCUAAAGGUGCGUCUUUGGGGCUGGCACAGUGCAUGGCGCAUAAAGGUGUUGGACCAAAGAGAGUAUUAGCUUUAUACAGAGACCAUGGCAAAGUGGUUCAAAGAAUUCCCCAUCAACUUGAAGAAUGGUACUGAUAGGAUCCGCUCAGCUUCAGAAUCAGGUUCCCAAUCCAGGGGUAAACUUGGACUGGUAGCUGGCAUUGGCACCAAAGUAACCAGCUCCAAAGUAAGUUCGAGCAAAAACUCGGGAACGGAUAGUAGUGUUGGUGGUGGAGGCGUUGGUGCUCUACUGUCUGGAAGAAAUAGAAAAAAUUCUGCCGAACUGGGAAGGAAUGGCACACGUUUGAUAAAGGAUGGAAAAGUUUGGGAUAGCCUUAUAGGUAAAAGUCGCAAAAAUUCCAAAGCAGAGAUGCCAGUGUUUGAUGAGCACCAGCCACUGAAAAGUUCCAGAUCUGCGAAUGCCUACAUCAGUCGUCUGAUUAAAGUCGAUAAGAAGGACAAGAGCCCAAACUUCAACAGCAGCCCAGUGGUACUCGAUACAGAGAAAUCACAACCACUGUGCAAAACAGAGACGGUGAUCAUUCAGGACUAUGCAGAUCCCUUUGAUGCCCACAAGACUCGGGAGCAGAGGGAUGCGGAGAGAGAGGGCGAGAAUGAUGGAUACAUGGAGCCUUACGAUGCGCAGCAGAUGAUCACAGAGAUCAGACGGAGGGGUUCCAAGGACAUGCUGAAGAUGUGUGUCCUGCUGGAAGGGGUUGAGGGGGAGGUGGAGGAGGGGCGACCCGUGCCUCCCCAGAUCUACGACAUGACCUAUGAGGGUGGUGUGGAGGGUGACAGAGGGAGCGUGAAGACCCCGGUCACCAGGCCAGAGUUAGAUCCCCGGCUCCCUGCUGAGUACCAGCUGCCCUGGGAGUGGAAGAAGGAACAGAUUGUCAAGGCUCUGCCUGCCCAGUUUGACAGCCCUGAGCACCCCACCCCAACCAAAGAGGACCCCCCCGCACUCACCCUCACACGGAAGCCCCAGCAGCAGCCCCAACAGCAGCAGCAGCAUCUGCGACAAAAGAGUUGGAGCCAGAAGAUCCUGAAGUCCUCUCCUACUUUCUUGCCCUCCCUCUCGUCCCCGCCCAGCAUCAGCCCUGAGGCUGAGGUGUGCCGGGUGGACCCCACCCUGCCCCUGGAGAAACAGAGCUGGUACCAUGGCUGUGUAACACGCCAGGAGGCAGAGUCUAAGCUCCAGUCCUGCAAAGAGGCCAGUUUCCUGGUGAGGAACAGUGAAUCAGGAACCAGCAAAUACUCCAUUGCGUUAAAGACAAGCCAGGGCUGUGUUCACAUCAUUGUUGCCCAGACAAAGGAGAAUGGCUACACGCUGGACCAGAGUAGCUGUGUGUUUCCCAGCAUUCCAGAGGUGGUGCACCACUACGGCACUCAGCGGCUGCCUUUCAAUGGGGCCGAGCACAUGACCCUGCUGUACCCCGUGCCACGCCCUUACUGACUCCACCCCCACCACACUCAGGUGCACCCCAACAACCCCAUGCCUCUGCAUCUGCAUGAAAUCAUACUCAACGAACAUAUCCAAUCUAAUGCUGGCCCCCAACAGCCUCAAUACAUAUAUAUCUUUAUCUAUUAUCAUUCACUUUUCAGUCCCUCUCUCUUUAAUGUGAUUUAAUCCAUAUCAAAACGUUUUUUUUCAGUCUUAUUUUCUCCUGGAUAAACAGAAGACAGCAAGCUCAGAGACCUGGGUAUUGCUCUUGCUGUACAAUAAUUCUCUCACCUUUCAUAUGCAGCUAAUGCAAAACACAGAGGCUUCUGUUUUGCAUGUGAAUUUGGGAGAAACUCAACCCACGCCUUGAGUGUACAAACGGGGCAGAAAUGAAUGAUCAAAUGAGUCAGAGCCCUGCCAGUUAGAAUUUAGUCAGAAUUUCUACUCUCAAUUCAAAGAUGUGUAGAGAAUACAGUAUCAUUAAUCAUCAUUUUGGUUUAAGAUGGUUUAAGCUGCAAAGGGAUUUGUUCGAAGAAAAACAGUAAAGUGACUCUCUCACCCUCUGGUGGAUGUGCUGGCUCACUGCACCAACUGUACACAACCCUGUGGAGAACAACAACUACUGUACCUGACAGACUACUAUAGGGAAAGGGUGAUACCUAAUCAGUUGUACAACUGAAUGCAUUCAACUGAAAUGUGUCUUCUGUAUUUAACCCAACCCCUCUGAAUCAAAGAGGUGCUGGGGGCUGCCUUAAUCAAAAUCCACAUCAUCGGCACCCGGGG
Molecule: messenger RNA, 2845 nt
Organism: Oncorhynchus gorbuscha (pink salmon)
Lineage: Eukaryota; Metazoa; Chordata; Actinopteri; Salmoniformes; Salmonidae
Product: SH2 domain-containing adapter protein E-like
Exons: 6
Coding region: 668-2074 (468 amino acids)
Molecular function (GO): phosphotyrosine residue binding
Source: RefSeq, a predicted model, not a curated record